CGCUCUCCGGCAUCAACUAUAGCUGUGUGUGUGUGUGUGUGUGUGUGUGUGUGUGUGUGUGUGUGUGUGUUCGGUGUGUGUUGUGUGUGUGCGCGUUUGUCUGCCUGUCUCUCUCUUCCUUUAUCCUCUGCAAGUUGGCAGGUCUCCUGCAACCCGGGAUCCUUGGAAGAUGAGCUGCACCAAGAGGCUCAAUAAGGAGCUGAUCGACAUCAAGAACGCCGACAAGGCCUACAUCCGUAACAUGCAGGCCGAUGAGAACGUCUUCUUCUGGCAGGCCCUCAUUUUACCGCAACAGCCACCUUAUGACAAGGGAGCGUUCAGAAUCCACAUCAAUUACCCCUCAGAUUACCCCUUCAAACCUCCCAAAGUCACGUUCAAAACACAGAUCUACCAUCCCAACAUCGAUGAGAAGGGCCAGGUCUGCCUUCCAAUCAUCAGCGCUGAUAACUGGAAGCCGGCAACCAAAACAAUGCAAGUUAUCGAAUCGCUGGUGAACCUGAUCGACAACCCCGAGCCGGAGCACCCCCUGCGCAUUGAGCUGGCAGAGGAAUACAGCAAAGACCGCAAGAAGUUCUUCAAGAACGCGGAGGAACACACGAGGAAGUACAGCGAGAAGCGGCCUGUCGAUUGAAGGGCGACUCUCCACCACCCCACCCCCUCCAACUGCCGGCCCCUGGCCUCUGACACCCACCCCAACCCCCUUGUCGGACCCCUGACCCUUUGAGACCCCUUCCCCUCUCCCAACACCGCCACACCCCACCCCCGCCCCCGCAGGCCCAGCCCCAUCACCCUAUCCGUGACCCGCCGCUGCGUUCAUUGUAGUCCUGUCGCCCUUUCCGAUUUUAAUGCACCACAUUUAUUGUGAAUGUUGUCGUUCCAUUUUUUUAAUUUUUUACUUCGAUGGAGGGGGGGAGGGGGGAGGGGGAGGGUGGCGGGUGUGACCCCUGUGCUGCUCAGCCACCCACCAUUCCCUAUUUCCCUCUCUCCCCUCUCUCCCCCAACUCCCCAAUUCCCCCGACGCC
Messenger RNA from Carcharodon carcharias (great white shark), 1022 nucleotides. RefSeq names its product ubiquitin-conjugating enzyme E2 L3-like. The record is from RefSeq and is a predicted model, not a curated record. Lineage: Eukaryota; Metazoa; Chordata; Chondrichthyes; Lamniformes; Lamnidae. Bases 170 to 631 code for a protein of 153 amino acids. The transcript has 4 exons.